GCCAAGGGUUGUGAGUUGCGACGGAGGAUGGGAAUGGAGUCGGAUGAUGAUGUGAACGAAAGGGGGGAGGCAGCGAUAGCAGUGACACCAGCUCUGCAACCAAAUUUUCAGUCCACAAGCGUUACGAAAGAUCAACUUAAUAAGUUCAAGGAAUUACACAAGAGACGUCUACAGAUAAAAGAAGGAUCAAAGAUUCAAAAGAGUUCAAAAGGGAAAACAGGUGUGGCAAAAAAUGCCCAUGUAAAGGAAGCAGAUGCCAAAAAUAGUAAGGAUGAAGAUAUAAAUGUGAUGCUUGAAGAUUCUGGUGUCUCCAUUUCCAAAGGCAAUACUAACAGUGUUUCCUUGCUCCAGCAAGAGAAAGUUGUCACACACGUGGCACCGAAGAAGCGCCAGAAGUUACACUGGGGGCUUGACACGAAAGAAAGAUGGGAAAGGAAAGCUAACAUGUAGAUGCUUAGAUAAAAUGACUGUCUGGUUUCCUUGGCAACUCAAAAAGAUUCUUGGAUGGCUGUUGGUGACGAGGGCAUGAGAGGUUCUAUGAUGCAAUAAAGUAGUUGCUACAUGGGUGAGAUCUUCUUUCUCACCACGGACCUAAAUGCAAUGGUGGUACACAUUGAAACCGUUUCCUAAUGCUCUACUAUGUAAGAGACCAAUUCUACAGUUAAAACUGCAGCUCUUGGGAGUUUCUAAAAUAUUCAGUUUGCUGCAUUUCAGUCUCCUCCACCCCAUCCCUUUUCCUCUUUCAAGAAGAGGGUGGGGUUGGACGGUAGCAGAUAAGUGACUAAUGGAUGGGAUGAAGAUGACUUUUGAGCACAUGUCUUGGUACAAACUUCCCUAGGCUUUACCAACGUUAGAAGCAAUUUCUUUCUGUACAAUUUGAAGAACCAGAGUUGUAUUAAACAUCUAAGGUGGGAAUGUUGUUUUGUGUCAUUGUAUUGCAGCACUCUUAUGGAUUCUCUCAUCGGCUAAUUUUAUUUCUUAACAUUACAACAGCAGCAUUCGCUAGUAAAAUGCCACUCUCUGACUAGUUUAAAAGGAGUUGGUCAU
Telopea speciosissima is the source of this 1047-nucleotide messenger RNA. RefSeq names its product protein FAM204A. The transcript is spliced from 5 exons. The coding region runs from base 28 to 450 and encodes 140 amino acids. The record is from RefSeq and is a predicted model, not a curated record. Lineage: Eukaryota; Viridiplantae; Streptophyta; Magnoliopsida; Proteales; Proteaceae.